AUGUUGAAUGAUAUCGUCACCGACUUGAACCCUAAAUCUUUAGAAUUAACUAUACGUCACACCGAAAAACAUACACUUGAAAAGCGCUGGAAUUACUUCGAUGUUCAAUGGAUGUCAUGGAACUACGACAAUGUUAAUCAUGCACGGUCUUGA
Messenger RNA from Naumovozyma castellii, 153 nucleotides. RefSeq lists its product as uncharacterized. The coding region runs from base 1 to 153 and encodes 50 amino acids. The record is from RefSeq and is a predicted model, not a curated record. The transcript has a single exon. NCBI's taxonomy places the organism in Eukaryota, Fungi, Ascomycota, Saccharomycetes, Saccharomycetales, Saccharomycetaceae.